UGAAGAUCUUGAAGCAAUGACCAACCAGCACAGAGUUCUUGGUUCUUCCCAAUAGACAAUCCUUAAUCGUUGAGGCGAAAUAAUGGACUGAAUUUUGACUCAUCUUCAAUCCUCUCUAAAACCCAUUUCAGAUCAAACCCUAAAUUCUCUAUCUUUCCUAUUUUCACCCUCGUUUCUCAAUUCCUCGGAGUAUUCAUAGUCGUUUACAGUAAUUUAUUUCAAUGGCUGAUGCUUCGGAAAGCUUGGGGUCGGAAUCGGCGGCAAUUGGGAUUGACUCAACCACCAAGGACGAGCUCUGCAUGGAGAUCGACCCGCCUUUCCGCGAGAAUUUGGCCACAGCUGAUGACUGGCGGAAAGCCCUCAGCAAGGUUGUUCCUGCAGUGGUCGUGUUGCGCACCACGGCUUGUCGGGCCUUCGACACUGAAUCGGCCGGUGCGAGCUAUGCCACUGGCUUUGUGGUCGAUAAGCGCCGUGGGAUUAUCCUCACCAAUCGACAUGUUGUUAAGCCAGGACCUGUAGUAGCAGAGGCUAUGUUUGUGAACAGGGAAGAAGUUCCUGUACGACCUAUAUACAGAGAUCCGGUCCAUGAUUUUGGCUUCUUUCGUUAUGAUCCUGGGGCAAUACAAUUUCUUAACUACGAGGAGAUUCCCCUGGCUCCAGAGGCUGCUAGUGUUGGACUCGAAAUCAGAGUUGUUGGUAAUGAUAGUGGCGAGAAGGUUUCUAUCUUAGCUGGUACCCUUGCUCGACUGGAUCGGGAGGCUCCUCAUUAUAAGAAAGAUGGAUAUAAUGAUUUCAACACAUUCUACAUGCAAGCUGCAUCUGGAACUAAAGGUGGAUCAAGUGGUUCCCCAGUAAUUGAUUGGCAAGGCAGGGCAGUGGCAUUGAAUGCUGGAAGCAAGUCCUCAAGUGCAUCAGCAUUUUUCUUACCUUUGGAAAGAGUUGUUAGGGCAUUGACAUUUCUUCAGAAGGGCAGGGAUUCUUAUGACAAUAAAUGGGAAGCAGUUUCCAUUCCCCGUGGUACGCUUCAGGCAACCUUUCUCCACAAAGGAUUUGAUGAGAUACGUCGGCUUGGCCUCCAAAGUGAAACAGAGCAGAUGGUCCGCCUGGCUUCUCCACCCAGUGAAACUGGAAUGCUAGUUGUAGACUCUGUGGUGCCAGGUGGCCCUGCUCACAAACUUUUGGAGCCAGGUGAUGUGCUUGUUUGCGUGAAUGGAGAAGUAAUUACUCAGUUCCUGAAAAUGGAGACUCUACUCGAUGACAGUGUGAAACAAACAAUUGAUUUGCAAGUUGAAAGGGGUGGCACAUCAUUUACAGUACACCUAGUGGUACAGGAUCUACAUUCCAUAACUCCUGAUUACUUUUUAGAAGUAAGCGGUGCAGUGAUACAUCCCCUUUCAUACCAGCAGGCCAGAAACUUCCGUUUUAAAUGUGGUCUUGUCUAUGUUACAGAACCAGGGUAUAUGCUGUUUAGAGCAGGCGUUCCUCGUCAUGCUAUCAUUAAGAAGUUUGCUGGUGAAGAAAUUUUAAGAAUUGGGGAUCUAGUCUCAGUGUUAUCCAAAUUGUCAAGGGGUACUCGAGUUCCAUUGGAAUAUAUAAGCUAUACAGAUCGUCAUCGAAGAAAGUCUGUCCUAGUCACAGUCGAUAAUCAUGAAUGGUACGCCCCUCCUCAAAUAUAUGUUCGUGAUGAUAGUACUGGUUUGUGGAUAGCCAAGCCAGCUAUUCAACCUCACGUUCAUUUGCAGUCUUCUCCGAUGACUAAUGUGGGAGAAGGUUAUAUGAACCAAUCAGUUUUACUCAAUGAUGAUUCUUCUCAUAUAAGACAUGUGCAUCAAGUGAACAACCCUGAAAUAAUUGAUGGCGUAGUUAGUAUGGAAACCAAUUUUGAACACGUGUCAGAGGAGGCACGUUCUCAAGAUAGAUCUGAUGCUGGAACUAAGAAACGGAGAGUGGAAGAUGAUCGAUUGACUGAUGGAAACAUUGCUGACAGUUCUUUUCUCGAAACUCAAGAGACCAUCUUGGAAGAUGCAACAGCUACACAAACUGCAGUUUUACGCGACUAUCAAGGGGGAACAGUGGCAGCUGUUGCAGCUAAUGCUUCAUUUCCUGAACAUAUUAUAGAGCCCACUCUUGUGAUGUUUGAGGUUCAUGUGCCACCAUCAUGUAUGCUUGAUGGUGUUCAUUCACAACAUUUUUUUGGGACAGGUGUUAUAAUAUACCACUCUCACAGCAUGGGACUUGUUGCCGUGGACAAGAAUACCGUCGCGAUAUCAUCUUGUGAUAUCAUGCUAUCUUUUGCCGCCUUUCCGAUAGAGAUUCCAGGGGAGGUGGUCUUCUUGCAUCCUGUUCAUAACUAUGCUCUUGUUGCAUAUGACCCCUCUUCUCUUGGAUCUGUUGGUGCCUCGGCAGUUCAGGCUGCAGAAUUACUUCCCGAGCCUGCAUUACGGCGUGGUGAUUCAGUCUAUCUCGUUGGAUUAAGUAGAAGUCUGCAAGCAACUUCCAGAAAAUCAAUUGUAACCAAUCCUUGUGCUGCAUUAAAUAUUGGCUCUGCUGAUUCUCCGCGAUACAGAGCUACUAAUAUGGAAGUAAUUGAGCUCGACACUGAUUUUGGUAGUACUUUUUCGGGAGUGCUCACAGAUGAGCAUGGGAGGGUCCAAGCUAUUUGGGGAAGUUUUUCUACUCAGCUCAAGUUCGGUUGCAGCUCGUCAGAAGAUCAUCAGUUUGUAAGAGGUAUUCCUAUAUACACCAUCAGCCAAGUCCUUGACAAAAUUCUUUCUGGGGCAAAUGGACCUCCUCUUCUAAUAAAUGGAGUGAAAAGGCCAAUGCCCUUGGUUAGAAUUUUGGAAGUUGAACUUUAUCCAACUCUGCUCUCAAAGGCCAGAAGUUUCGGACUUAGCGAUGAAUGGGUGCAGGCUCUUGUUAAGAAAGACCCAAUCAGGCGGCAGGUUUUACGAGUUAAAGGUUGUUUAGCUGGAUCAAAGGCUGAAAAUCUACUAGAGCAAGGAGAUAUGGUCUUGGCGAUAAAUAAACAGCCAAUAACAUGCUUCUAUGACAUAGAAAAUGCUUGCCAAGAACUAGACAGAAUUAAUAGCACUGAUGGAAAGCUUAACAUGACUAUUUUCCGGCAGGGGCACGAAAUUGAUCUACUUGUUGGGACGGAUGUACGAGAUGGGAAUGGCACAACCCGUGUAAUAAAUUGGUGCGGUUGCAUUGUUCAAGAUCCUCAUCCCGCAGUUCGUGCUCUCGGAUUUCUUCCUGAAGAAGGUCAUGGUGUGUAUGUAGCAAGGUGGUGUCAUGGGAGUCCAGUUCAUAGAUAUGGUCUUUAUGCUCUUCAAUGGAUAGUUGAAGUAAAUGGGAAGCUAACUCCUGAUUUAGAGACUUUUGUUAAUGUCACUAAGGAACUAGAACACGAGCAAUUCGUCCGUGUGAGGACCGUCCAUCUCAACGGGAAGCCUCGUGUUCUAACACUGAAGCAAAAUUUACAUUAUUGGCCUACAUGGGAGUUAAGGUUCGAUCCGGACACUGCAAUGUGGCGUCGUGUGACAAUUAAAGCAUUGGACUCGAAUAACCCGUCGAUGAUUGGAGGUUGAAGUCAAAUUGGCUCGAAUUAGGGUUACCAUUACAGCUGCCUCACAAUUUUGAAAUCAGUUGAGAAAUUUCACAACAUUUUUAAUCAAAUUGCCACACCAGUUCAUAUUGAAGUAAAUAGCUUAAUGUUUGGGGAUUUCAUAU
This is a messenger RNA of Cucurbita maxima (winter squash), 3729 nucleotides long. RefSeq names its product protease Do-like 7. Bases 222 to 3587 code for a protein of 1121 amino acids. Gene Ontology annotation, biological process: proteolysis. The record is from RefSeq and is a predicted model, not a curated record. NCBI's taxonomy places the organism in Eukaryota, Viridiplantae, Streptophyta, Magnoliopsida, Cucurbitales, Cucurbitaceae. The transcript has 24 exons. Gene Ontology annotation, molecular function: serine-type endopeptidase activity; protein binding.